Messenger RNA from Homarus americanus (American lobster), 702 nucleotides. RefSeq names its product proline-rich 33 kDa extensin-related protein-like. The record is from RefSeq and is a predicted model, not a curated record. The transcript has a single exon. Bases 1 to 702 code for a protein of 233 amino acids. Lineage: Eukaryota; Metazoa; Arthropoda; Malacostraca; Decapoda; Nephropidae.
AUGGAGGAAAUCAACACGACACCGCUACACCCACCAACACAUCACCCAGAGGACAACACGACACAGCUACACCCACCAACACAUCACCCAGAGGACAACACGACACCGCUACACCCACCAACACAUCACCCAGAGGACAACACGACACAGCUACACCCACCAACACAUCACCCAGAGGACAACACGACACCGCUACACCCACCAACACAUCACCCAGAGGACAACACGACACAGCUACACCCACCAACACAUCACCCAGAGGACAACACGACACCGCUACACCCACCAACACAUCACCCAGAGGACAACACGACACAGCUACACCCACCAACACAUCACCCAGAGGACAACACGACACCGCUACACCCACCAACACAUCACCCAGAGGACAACACGACACAGCUACACCCACCAACACAUCACCCAGAGGACAACACGACACCGCUACACCCACCAACACAUCACCCAGAGGACAACACGACACAGCUACACCCACCAACACAUCACCCAGAGGACAACACGACACCGCUACACCCACCAACACAUCACCCAGAGGACAACACGACACAGCUACACCCACCAACACAUCACCCAGAGGACAACACGACACCGCUACACCCACCAACACAUCACCCAGAGGACAACACGACACCGCUACACCCACCAACACAUCACCCAGAGGACAACACGACCACUAGCUAG